Aspergillus mulundensis is the source of this 1428-nucleotide messenger RNA. RefSeq lists its product as uncharacterized. Lineage: Eukaryota; Fungi; Ascomycota; Eurotiomycetes; Eurotiales; Aspergillaceae. The coding region runs from base 1 to 1428 and encodes 475 amino acids. The transcript has 2 exons. The record is from RefSeq and is a predicted model, not a curated record.
AUGGACAGAUCGUUGCAAGUUGAUACUCGGCAGGGCGCGCAGAGCCCGGGACAUAUAUAUCGACGCGACGAUACUUCGACUACCGAUGUGCCGAGCAAGUUGGAUUAUUAUAACGGGCGACCUGCAGGAACACGACCCCUAUCUCUAGAUGCGGCUUCUAGUAUACUUCCGCAUUCGAACAGAGUUGCUGUUGACGCUCGAGCAUGGCUACACAGGUCACCAGCGGUACCUCUGAAGGGAGGUACGCGAUCGCAGGACAAUUUACGCGUCAGACACGAGAUAGACACAUAUUCAAAGGACGCAAGUGGCCCAAAGGUGAACGAGCAAAGUGACAUACCGAGACAGGACGAAUUUCAUUACACGAGGCCUUUGAUGAAUGCCCAGCACAUGCCGAGACUCGAGGACACUGGACGUCGCCGCUCCCACAGCACAGGUCUCGGAUCGCGCGGCUCCAAAAUCGCUGCGCUAUCUGUCCAGUUACGCACGCGCUUAUCCUAUGCCGCUGCUAGGAUUGAGAAGAAGCGGCAAUCGCAGUCACCAUAUCAGUCGCCGACAGGCUUGCUGCAUAGAAACAGCUCGACACCGAUCCUUAGCGUUGAGACAUUGUCUCAAUCAGGGCAAUCGUUGAUUGGUGACUUCAGAGACCAACUUGAGGAUUCACCAGAUGGAACUACUGUAUCCGCGCCGGAUGCUCCUGCCGCAUCCAGUUUCUAUCGUCUUGAUGCCCCCAUACGACAGGCCCUGAACAUAACGAGUGAUAUAUACCCACAACCGCAACAAGAUCCGCAAAAGUCUGUCGAACGCUCUUCAGAGCGGCAGCCUCCACCGAAGCUAGCUCCACCUCCGGAUAUAGACUCAGGUCGUGUAAACGGCCAACGACGACGUCCAAACUCGAAUAUUCCCGGUAACUCCUUGCGAUACGCGCCAUUUCCCCUGCAUAAGCGCAGCCGGUCACAGCAAGAGUUUCUGAUAGGCUCAGAAGUCACACGCGUGCCUGAAACACCGCCGCUUCGACCCUCGGGGUACAAUAGUGUAGGGCCGUUCAGCGGAUUGUCGGAGAACUUGCAAAGUUCCUCAAUGGAACAAGAUGCUAUUGAGACCCUACUUUUCAUGUCUAGUCCGGGAACUUCGGGGUACUAUUCGAACUCGCAAAACUCCCAGCGCAACCAGGACGUCAAGAAUGUUGAUGAUAGUGCUUCGCAAGGUGUUCGGUGGCACGAAUCAGUUGUCGACAAUCAAUCCAGCAGCAGACAGCCUGCGGUCUCCCACAACAAGGAGACCCGCGCGGGGGAUGAGAUUGAUUUGAUCCUCGAUCAAAUGGACAGUGAUAGUGAAGACGAUGCUAAUUACACUUCAAGUCGUCGGACUAGAGUCGAGGCUCGUCCUAGCACGAUUGGUGGGGUGGGAAGUGCGCGACGCGAUACAUAG